GUAUACUACAACUACUUCAAGUGGCUCUAUGCAGCAGACUGGGCUGCCCUCUAGGGCCGUGAGGCCCAAGGUGAAGGUGGACACUUCCAAGUUCAUGACUCCGUACCUGGCCCACAGCCAGAAGAUGCUGGAGCAGUUCAGCCACAAUAAAUACAGACAGGCCUAUGAGCUGUCCAAAGGGACUCCUCCUGCUGCCAUCACGGACACCCCCGAGAUGAUCCGCAUCAGGAAGGCCCAGGAGCAGCUCAGCGAGGUGAAAUACCGGAUGGAGGGUAACAAGGUUCGAACAACGAGUUUGUAUGACGGAGAGGCCAUAGAGAUUGCCCAUGUCAAGCGUGUCUCUGAGCUCGUCAGCAAGGUCCUGUACAGGCAGAAGUGGGAUGAAACCAAGGACCGCUAUCUGCUGCCUCCUGAUGCUCCUGAGCUGGUUCUGGCUGUGAAGAAUGCUGCUAACUACAGCAAAAAACUGUACACUGAUGACUGGAAUGAGGAGAAGACCACGUACUUCCCGUACAGCGACAGCCCUGAGCUGCGUAGAGUGGCCAAGGCUCAGGAGGUCCUCAGUGAUGUUCAGUAUAAGAAGGGUCAUGACGAACGCAAAGCCAAGUACACCUCGCUGGCUGAUCCUCCUGAAGUGGAACUGGCCAAGAGAGUGGCUCUUCAGCGCAGUGAUCUGAAGUACAAGGAGGAUUAUAAUAAAAACGUGAGGGGACAGUGGUGUGAGACGCCAUACUUUGACGUCGCCACUGCCCGAGUCGCUAUGGAUAACCUCAGCCAUAGAAAAUACACGCAAGAAUUUGAAAAUAUCAAAGACCAAAUAUAUUUCAUGCAAACAGAGACGCCCGUUUAUGACACGCAAAAGAAGGCUCGCAUUUCCGCCAGCGAGGUCCAGUAUAAGAAGGAAUACGAAAAGACGAAAAUGAAGUCUGACUACAACACGCUCCCCGCAACAGAAAACCCCCUCCUACGACAGCUACGUUACGCCGGCACGAUCCUCAGUGAUAAAGUGUAUAAAGCCAGCUAUGAAAAGUCGAGAGGUUUCAGCAUCAACUACUGUGACACGCCCAAAUUCCAGAUGGACUCGGUUCUUAAGAAGUUCUCAGACGCACAUUACAAAGACAAGUAUGAGGACGAGGUGAAGGGACACUACAUCGGCAGCUAUGAGGAUCUGUACAUGCUUCACUGCCAGAAAGUUGAAGAAUUUAAGAAAGAUCAAUUAUACAAAGCAGACUAUGAAGACAUCAAGACGAGAUGUUUCUUCCCUCAAACCAUCACGCCCGAGUAUGAAGCUACCAAGAAGCUUCAGAGUUGUAGUGAUAAAGUUUAUCGACAACAUCCGGACAAAGUGAAGUUCACACAGGUCACAGAUAAUCCCGUCAUGGUUCAAGCGUUAGUCAACGCCAAACAACUCAGCGAUCUGAACUACAAAAAGCAGUACGAGGAGAUGAAGUUCAAGAACAGCCUUCCCCCAGACUAUCCCUUCUUUGUCCAGUCCAGAGUAAACGCUUACAACCUCAGUGAUAAUUGCUAUAAGUAUGACUGGGAGAAAACUAAAGCCAAGAAGUUUGAAGUUAAGGGUGACACAAUUUCAAUCCUGGCAGCCCGCGCCCACACUAACAUUGCUAGUGAUGUUAAAUACAAGAAGGAGUAUGAGAAGAAUAAAGGACGUAUGGUUGGCGCUCUUAGCAUCAAUGAUGACCCUAAGAUCUUGCAUUCAGUUCAUGUGGCUAAGAUUCAAAGUCAUAAAGAGUACAUCAAGGACUAUGAAAAGAUUAAGACGAAAUACCACACCCCUCUGGACAUGAUCUCCUUGACAACGGCCAAAAAGAACCAGGCCAUCGCGAGUAUGGCCGGAUACAGGAAAAUCAGCAGCAACUACUUCUUGCCCUAUGACAGUGUGCUGCUUGACCUGGCCAAGAAAGCCAACAUCAUCCAGAGUGACAACGAGUACAAAUCUGACUACAACACUUACGUGAAAGGCUCUCCCUGGGUUACCUUUGGCUCUAUGGAAGUGGAGAAGGCCAAGAAGGCGGCUGAAAUCCUCGAUGAGAAAAAGUACAGACAGCACCCAGACACUAUUCCCUUCACUGCCAUCGAUGAUCACCCAAUUAUGAUGCAGGCCAAGGUCAACCAGCUGCAGAGAAGCGAUCUGUUUUACAAGAAAGGCUUGGAAGAGAUCCAUCAGAAAUACUCUCUGCCUCCAGAUGCCCCUGAGUUCCUUCAGGCCAAAUGCAAUGCCUACAACAUGAGCAACAAAAACUACAAGCAGGCCUGGCUGGAGCAUAUUGCAAAGGGUUACGACCUGAGACCUGAUGCCAUCCCUGUGAUUGCUGCUAAAGCUGCUCGCCACGCUGCCAGUGACGUCCAGUAUAAGAAGGCGUUUGUGAAAUCCAAGGGACGCCAUGUUGGUUUCCGCAGCCUACAGGAUGACCCUCUCCUGGUUCACUACAUGGAGAUGGCUAAACACCAGAGCGACAAAAACUACAAGAAGGACUACCACAAGUCCAAGCUGAAGUACCACUCCCCAGUCGACAUGAUGAGCAUUGUCCAUGCCAAACAGGCCACCAAAGCUCAGACCAUGGCUGGGUACAAGAAGAUCCCUCACAGCUACUGCCUCCUGCCUGGAGCCAUGAACUUGGAACUGGCCCGUACUAUGAACUUUAACCAAAGUGAUGUGAACUACAAAAUGGAUUAUGAGACCUCGGUGAAGGGCAGUGCCUGGGUGCCCAUUGGGUCUCUGGAGGUGGAGAAAGCUAAAGCUGCAGCCUCAGCACUGGAUGAGAAGAAGUACAGACAGCAUCCAUCCAACUUCAAAUUCACCAGUGGCAUGGACUCAAUGAUGAUGGAGCUUGCCAAGACCAACAGCAGGAACCUCAAUGUGAAAGACUAUAAAGCCAGUGGAGAGAAGUUCAUGCACACUUACCACCUUCCUGCUGAUGCACCUGAAUUUCAACAAGCUAGAUACAACGCUGUCAACAUCAGCCAGAACUUCUAUACCUACUCUCACCGCCGGGACCUCCUGAAAGGACAUCACAUGAAGGAAGAUGCUAUUCCUGUGGUUGCUGCAAAAAGUUCCCGGGACAUUGCCAGUGAUUACAAGUACAAGCUGGCCUAUCAGAAAGCCAAGGGACGCCAUGUUGGUUUCCGCAGCCUGCAGGAUGACCCUCUCCUGGUUCACUACAUGGAGGUGGCUAAACACCAGAGCGAUAAGAACUACAAGAAGGACUACCACAAGUCCAAGCUGAAGUACCACACCCCAGUCAACAUGCUGAGCAUGGUCCAUGCUAAAGAGGCUACUAAAGCUCAGACCAUGGCUGGGUACAAGAAGAUCCCUCACAGCUACUGCCUCCUGCCUGACAAUAUGAACCUGCAGCUGUGCCGUACCAUGAUGGAUAUCCAGAGUGAUAACCAGUACAAGUCUGAGUACAACAACUACAGCAAAGGCACUGGGUGGGUCCCCAUUGGCUCCAUUCCGGUUGAAUUGGCUAAAGCUGCCACAACUGCCCUGGAUGACAAAGGUUACCGUCAACACCCGAGCAACUUCAAAUUCACCAGCAAAACUGAUGCUAUGCACAUGGCUCUCGCCCUGGCCAACACCAAGAUCAUGGAUAAAGCUUCUUACAAGGCUUCUGGUGAGAAGUUUGUGCACACUUACAACCUCCCUGUGGAUAGCCCUGAAUUCCUCCAGGCUAAAUUCAAUGCCCAAACCCUUAGCGAGAGUUACUAUAAGCACAAGUGGCUGGAGACCAUUGCUAAAGGUUAUGACAUGAAGCCUGAUGCUAUUCCCAUUCUGCAUGCCAAGCAGGGAAGACACAUCGCUAGUGAUGUCCAGUACAAGAAGGAGUUUGUGAAAUCCAAGGGACGCCAUGUUGGUUUCCGCAGCCUGCAGGAUGACCCACUCCUGGUUCACUACAUGGAGGUGGCUAAACACCAAAGUGAAAAGAACUACAAGAAGGACUACCACAAGUCCAAGCUGAAGUACCACACCCCAGUCGACAUGCUGAGCCUGAUCCAUGCUAAAGAGGCUACUAAAGCUCAGACCAUGGCUGGGUACAAGAAGAUCCCUCACAGCUACAUGCUUUUGCCUGACAAUUUGCACCUGCAGCUGUGCCGUACCAUGAACACCCAGGCUAGUGAUACUGAAUACAAAUCAGAAUACAACAACUUUGUCAGGGGCUGUGGCUGGGUGCCCAUUGGGUCACUCCCAGUGGAAACCGCUAAAGUUGGUGGAGACAUUCUGAGUGAGAGAAGGUAUCGCACCCAUCCAUCUGUCUUCAAAUACCAUAAACUCAUGGACUCUAUGGAUGUUGCUCUGGCCACUGCCAAUAACCAGAUCAUGAACAAGAAAGCCUAUACUGAGAAAUGGGAGAAGGACAAGACCACUAUCCAUGUCAUGCCUGAUGCUAUGGAUGUUCUCCUGGCUAAAGCUAAUGCUCUCAAUAUGAAUCAGAAACUUUACAAAGCCGGAUUGGUGGAAAUGGCCCUCAAAGGUCACAACAUGAAGGCAGAUGCCAUCCCAAUUGUGGCUGCCAAGAGUGGCACUAUUAUUGCUAGUGAUUACAAGUACAAGCUGGCCUUUCAGAAAGCCAAGGGACACCAUGUUGGUUUCCGCAGCCUGCAGGAUGACCCUCUCCUGGUUCACUACAUGGAGGUGGCUAAACACCAAAGUGAUAAGAACUACAAGAAGGACUACCACAAGUCCAAGCUGAAGUACCACACCCCAGUCGAUAUGAUGAGCAUUACCCACGCCAAACAGGCCACCAAAGCUCAGACAAAUGCUGGCUACAAACAGAUUUCACACAGCAACGUGCUGAUGCCUGAUGCCAUGAACUUGGUGUUGGCACGAACCAUGAACACCAUCUGCAGUGAUGUGGAAUACAAAUCAGAAUACAACAACUUUGUCAGGGGCUGUGGUUGGGUGCCCAUUGGGUCACUCCCAGUGGAAACCGCUAAAGUUGGUGGAGACAUUCUGAGUGAGAGAAGGUAUCGCACUCAUCCAUCUGUCUUCAAAUAUCAUAAACUCAUGGACUCUAUGGAUGUUGCUCUGGCCACUGCCAACAACCAGAUCAUGAACAAGAAAGCCUAUACUGAGAAAUGGGAGAAGGACAAGACCACUAUCCAUGUCAUGCCUGAUGCUAUGGAUGUUCUCCUGGCUAAAGCUAAUGCUCUCAACAUGAACCAGAAACUUUAUAAAGCUGGACUGGUGGAAAUGGCUCUGAAGGGUCACAACAUGAAGGCAGAUGCCAUCCCAAUUGUGGCCGCUAAGACUGGCACCAUUAUUGCUAGCAAUUACAAGUACAAGCUGGCCUUUGAGAAAGCCAAGGGACACCAUGUUGGUUUGCGCAGCCUGCAGGACGAUCCUCUCCUGGUUCACUAUAUGGAGGUGGCUAAACACCAGAGCGAUAAAAACUACAAGAAGGACUACCACAAGUCCAAGCUGAAGUACCACUCCCCAGUCGACAUGAUGAGCAUUGUUCACGCCAAACAGGCCACCAAAGCUCAGACCAAUGCUGGCUACAAACAGAUUUCACACAGCAACAUGCUCCUCCCUGAUGCCAUGAACUUGGAACUGGCUCGUAACAUGCAGUUCAUUGCCAGUGAUAAUCAGUACAAGAGUGAGUACCAGAACUACUUCAGAGGCCUGGGAUGGGUCCCCAUUGGGUCUCUGGACGUGGAAAAGGCCAGAAUCGCAGGUCAGAUUUUAAAUGAGAAAAAUUACCGCCAGCACCCAAGCCAAUUCAAAUUCACCAAAGACAUGCAGUCCAUGGAUGUGGCACUGGCCUCAGCGAACAACCAGAUCAUGAACAAGCAAGCCUAUAGUCAAGCCUGGGAGAAGGACAAGACUACUAUUCACCUUAUGCCUGAUGCUAUGGAUGUUGUGCUGGCUCGUGAAAAUAGAAAGAACUACAGUGUGAAACUAUACAAGUUGGACAAUGAGUUGGCAAAGAAGAAAGGACACAAUUUCCGUGCUGAUGCUAUUGCUGUCCAGGCUGCUAAGGCCUCCACAGCUAUUGCCAGUGAUUACAAGUACAAGACUGGAUACCGUAAGCAGGUUGGACAUCACAUUGGUGCUCGCAGCAUCCAGGACGACCCUCUGCUCAUGCUGGCUCUGAACUCCGCCAAAAUUGCCAGUGACGCUCUGUACAAGAAGGACUUCCACCAGUCCAAGACCAAGUUCCACCUGCCUGUGGACAUGCUGGCCUUUGAACUGGCCAAGAAGAACCAGAUUCAAGUCAACCACGCUAACUACAUCACAAGGCUGCACAACUGGACCUGUCUGCCCGACUCCAAUGAUGUGGUCCAGGCUAGAGCAGCUUAUGACAUCCAGAGUGACGCUGUGUACAAGGCUGAUCUGAAGUGGCUGAAAGGCCUUGGAUGGGUGCCCGUUGGUUCAAUUGAUGUUGAGAAAGUUAAAUAUGCGGGUAAAAUCCUUGAUGAGAAGAGUUAUCGUCAGCAUCCAAGCAACUUCAAGUUCACCAGUACUGCAGAGGAUAUGCCCAUGGCUCUGGCUAAGGCUAACAACCAGAUCAUGAACAAGAGUGCUUACACAGCUGCCUGGGAGAAGGACAAGACUUCCAUCCACAUUAUGCCCGAUGCCAUGGAUGUCCUCCUGGCCAAAGCCAACAAACUCAACUACAGUGUGAAAGCAUACAAGCAGGCCCAUGAGGACUCCAAGAAGAAGGGCUAUGACAUGCGCCAAGAUGCUAUUUCCAUUGUGGCUGCCAAGUCUUCAAGAGACAUUGCCAGUGAUUACAAGUACAAGGCAGGAUACCGUAAGCAGGUUGGACAUCACAUUGGUGCUCGCAGCAUCCAGGACGACCCUCUGCUCAUGCUGGCUCUGAACUCUGCCAGAAUUGCCAGUGAUGCUCUGUACAAGAAGGACUUCCACAAAUCCAAGACCAAGUUCCACCUCCCCGUGGACAUGCUGGCCUUUGAACUGGCCAAGAAGAACCAGAUUCAAGUCAACCAUGCUAACUAUAUCACAAAGCUGCACAACUGGACCUGCCUCCCCGACUCCAAUGAUGUUGUUCAGGCCAGAACAGCCUAUGACCUCCAGAGUGACGCUGUGUACAAGGCAGAUCUGAAGUGGCUGAAGGGUCUUGGGUGGGUACCCAUUGGUUCAAUUGAUGUUGAGAAAGUUAAAUACGCCGGUAAAGUCCUCAGUGAGAGGAACUACCGCCAGCAUCCAAGUAACUUCAAGUUCACCAGCACCACUGAAGACAUGCCCAUGGUUCUGGCUAAGGCCAACAACCAAAUCAUGAACCAGAAAUCUUAUGUUGAAGCCUGGAACAAUGACAAGACAAACAUCCACGUUAUGCCUGAUGCCAUGGAUAUCCUCCUGGCCAAAGCCAACAAUGUUAACUACAGCUUGAAAGCGUACAAACAGGCCCAUGAGGAGUCCAAGAAGAAGGGGUAUGACAUGCGCCAAGAUGCCAUUCCCAUUUUGGCAGCCAAAGCUUCAAGAGACAUUGCCAGUGAUUACAAGUACCAUGCAGGCUACCGUAAACAGGUUGGACAUCACAUUGGUGCCAGAUGUGUUCAGGACGACCCUCUGCUCAUGCUGGCCAUAAACUCCGCCAAAAUCGCCAGUGAUGCUCUGUACAAGAAGGACUUCCACAAGUCCAAGACCAAGUUCCACCUGCCUGUGGACAUGCUGGCCUUUGAACUGGCCAAGAAGAACCAGAUUCAAGUCAACCACGCUAACUACAUCACAAGGCUGCACAACUGGACUUGUCUGCCCGACUCCAAUGAUGUUGUUCAGGCCAGAACAGCCUAUGACCUCCAGAGUGACGCUGUGUACAAGGCAGAUCUGAAGUGGCUGAAGGGUCUUGGGUGGGUGCCCAUUGGUUCAAUUGAUGUUGAGAAAGUUAAAUAUGCUGGUAAAGUCCUCAGUGAGAGGAACUACCGCCAGCAUCCAAGUAACUUCAAGUUCACCAGCACCACUGAAGACAUGCCCAUGGUUCUGGCUAAGGCCAACAACCAAAUCAUGAACCAGAAAUCUUAUGUUGAAGCCUGGAACAAUGACAAGACAAACAUCCACGUUAUGCCUGAUGCCAUGGAUAUCCUCCUGGCCAAAGCCAACAAUGUUAACUACAGCUUGAAAGCGUACAAACAGGCCCAUGAGGAGUCCAAGAAGAAGGGCUAUGACAUGCGCCAAGAUGCCAUUCCCAUUUUGGCAGCCAAAGCUUCAAGAGACAUUGCCAGUGAUUACAAGUACCAUGCAGGCUACCGUAAACAGGUUGGACAUCACAUUGGUGCCAGAUGUGUUCAGGACGACCCUCUGCUCAUGCUGGCCAUAAACUCCGCCAAAAUCGCCAGUGAUGCUCUGUACAAGAAGGACUUCCACAAGUCCAAGACCAAGUUCCACCUGCCUGUGGACAUGCUGGCCUUUGAACUGGCCAAGAAGAACCAGAUUCAAGUCAACCACGCUAACUACAUCACAAGGCUGCACAACUGGACUUGUCUGCCUGACUCCAAUGAUGUUGUUCAGGCCAGAACAGCCUAUGACCUCCAGAGUGACGCUGUGUACAAGGCUGAUCUGAAAUGGCUGCAGGGUCUUGGUUGGGUGCCCAUAGGGUCUCUGGAUGUAGAGAAAGCUAAGAAAGCUGCAGAGAUUCUGAGUGAGAGGAAAUAUCGUCAGCACCCAAGCACUGUGCCUUUCACUAGCCCCACUGAUGCCAUGAAUCUUGUCCUGGCCAAGAACAAUGCCCAAACUAUGAACCAGCGCCUCUAUGUGGAAGCCUGGGAGAAUGACAAGACUAAGCUGCACAUCUUGCCUGACACUCCUGAGAUCAUCCUCUCUCAGCAAAACAGGAUCAAUAUGAGCCAGAAACUGUACAGACAAGGAUUUGAGGAGACCAUCAAGAAGGGCUACUUCCUGCCUGUGGAUGCCAUUUCUGUGAAGGCCGCUAAAGCUUCCAGGGAAAUUAUCAGUGAUUACAAGUACCAUGCAGGAUACCGUAAGCAAGUUGGACACCACAUUGGUGCCAGAUGUGUUCAGGACGAUCCUCUACUCGUGCUGGCAAUCAACUCUGCCAAAAUCGCUAGUGACGCUCUGUACAAGAAGGACUUCAACAAAUCCAAGACCAAGUUCAAUCUGCCUGUCGACAUGUUGAGUCUUGAAUUGGCCAAGAAAUGUCAGAUCCAAGUGAAUGAUUUCAACUACAGGACCAAGUUGCACCAGUGGACCUGCCUCCCUGACUCCAAUGAUGUGGUCCAGGCCAGAAAGGCUUAUGACCUCCAGAGUGACGCUGUCUACAAGGCAGACAUGGAAGACGUCAUUGGUGUUGGAUGGGUUCCUAUUGGGUCACUGGAUGUGCUGAAAGCCAAGAACGCUGCCAAAAUCCUCAGUGACCGUUUGUACAAGCAGAGCCCAGACACUCUGAAAUUCACCUCUGAUACACAAGCUAUCCCUAUGGUCCUUGCCAAAGCUAACGCUGACAUCAUGAACAAGAGGAAUUACAUUGCAGCCUGGGAAGCAGACAAGCUCAAGACCCAUGUUACUCCUGAUAUUCCUGAGAUUUUGCUUUCUAAGGCUAAUGCUUAUAACAUCAGCAGGAAAAUCUACAGAGAGGCUGUGGAGCAGAUGUUCAGGAAAGGCUACGAUAUGAAACCUGAUGCUGUUUCUGUUAUCGCUGCUAAACAUGGCAGAGAAAUCAUCAGUGAUUACAAGUACAAGACAGGAUACCGUAAGCAGGUUGGUCACCACAUUGGCGCAAGAUGUGUUCAGGAUGAUCCUCUGAUGAUGCUGGCUAUCAACUCCGCCAAAAUUGCCAGUGAUGCUUUGUACAAGAAGGACUUCAACAAAUCCAAGACCAAGUUCCACCUCCCAGUCGACAUGUUGAGUCUUGAAUUGGCCAAGAAAUGCCAAGUCCAAGUGAAUGAUUUCAACUACAGGACCAGGCUGCACAACUGGACCUGCCUCCCCGACUCCAAUGAUGUGGUCCAGGCCAGAAAAGUCUACGAUCUGCGCAGUGAUGCUGUGUACAAGGCUGAUAUGGAAUGGAUCAAGGGCUGUGGCUGGGUGCCCAUUGGGUCUCUCGAUGUGGAAAAGGCAAAGAAAGCUGCGGAGAUCCUGAGUGAGAGGAAGUAUCGCCAACACCCAAGCCUGUUCAAAGCUACAGCUCAGACCACAGACAUGCCCUAUGCACUGGCUAAAGCUAACGCUGAGAUCAUGAACCAGAAAGCCUACAUUGCUGCCUGGGAGAAAGAUAAGACACAGCUUCACAUUCAGCCCGACACUCCUGAGAUUGUCCUGUCCAAGCAGAACAAGAUCAACAUGAGCCUGAAACUCUACAAGGAGGGCUUCAUAAACAUGAUCAACAAAGGAUACUUCCUCCCCAAGGACGCUGUGUCAGUUUUGGCUGCCAAAGCCUCCAGAGAUAUUGUCAGCGAUUACAAAUACAAAGCCGGUUUCCGUAAGCAGUGUGGACAUCAUAUUGGAGCCCUCAGUAUCAAUGACGACCCCAUGUGUCUGCUGGCGGCUCAUGUAGCUAAGAUCGCCAGUGACAACAUCUAUAAGAAGGACUUCCACAAGACCAAGACAAAGUACAAUCUCCCUUCGGACCUGCUGUCUCUGGAGUUGGCCAAGAAAUGCCAGAUCCAAGUGAACGAUUUCAACUACAGGACCAAGCUGCACAACUGGACCUGCCUCCCCGACUCCAAUGAUGUUGUGCAGGCCAGAAAAGUCUAUGAUCUGCGCAGUGAUGCUGUGUACAGGUCAGACCUGGAGUGGCUGAGAGGCUGCGGUUGGUCUCCUCAGGACAGUGUUGAUGUCCUCAAAGUGAGAAAUGCCCAAAAGAUUCUGAAUGACCGUCUGUACAAACAGCACCCAAGCACUGUCAAGUUCACCAGCAUUGUGGACCUGCCCACCAUCGUCCUGUCCAAGCAGAAUGCAGACAAUAUCAGUGAUAGAAAGUACAGAGAGGUUUGGGAUAAAGACAAGCUCACCAUUCACAUUCCCCCUGAUGCCCCCACAUUUGAGCUGUCCAAGGCCAAUGCUGUGGCUAUCAGCAAUAAACUCUACACUCAAGCUUGGGAUGACCAGAAGGCCAAGGGGUACCACAUCAAGCAGGAUGCAGUGUCUGUAAUCAGAGCCAAAGCUUCUAGAGAUAUCGUCAGUGAUUACAAGUACCAUGAGGCCUACCGUAAGCAGGUUGGCCACCAUAUUGGAGCCAGAUGCGUUGAGGAGGAUCCACUGAUCAUGUUGGCAAUGCACGCUGUGAAAAUUGCCAGUGACAACAUCUACAAGAAGGACUUCAACAAAUCCAAGACCAAAUUCCACCUCCCCGUUGACAUGUUGAGCCUGGAGUUGGCCAAGAAAUGCCAAGUCCAAGUGAACGAUUUCAACUAUAGGACCAAGCUGCACCAGUGGACCUGCCUCCCUGACUCCAAUGAUGUUGUCCAGGCCAGAAAGGCUUAUGACCUCCAGAGCGAUGCUGUGUACAAAUCUGAUCUGGAGUGGCUCCGUGGUUGUGGCUGGAUGCCCCAUGAGUCUGUGGAAGUCAUGAAGGUGAAACAUGCCCAGAAGAUCCUGGCUGAUAGAGGUUACCGCGUGAAGUUGGAUGAACAGAAAUACAUUGUUCCCGUUGACAGAGUGGACCUUGAAUGUGCCAAGACUGCUGCUGCUGCUCUCAAUGAGGCCAAAUAUCGUGAGGCUUGGCACAGGGAUAAGAUCAAGUAUUCCCUGGUGGACACUCCAACCAUGGCUUCAGCCAGAGAGGCAGCCAAGCACAUUCACCCGAAACUGUACACCAAAGACUGGGACAAGGUGAAGGCCACUGGAUACUUCAUGCCUGGAGAUGCUGUGCCAAUCAAACAGUGCAUCACCACCUCUAAGGUCCAGAGCCAGUACAAGUAUCUGGAGAGCUACCGCAAGCAAGUUGGACAUCACAUUGGUGCCAGAUGUGUUCAGGAUGAUCCUCUGAUCAUGCUGGCCAUAAACUCGGCCAAAAUCGCUAGUGACGCUCUGUACAAAAAGGACUUCAACAAAUCCAAGACCAAGUUCCACCUCCCAGUUGACAUGUUGAAUCUUGAAUUGGCCAAGAAAUGUCAGAUCCAAGUGAAUGACUUCAACUACAGAACUAGACUGCACCAGUGGACCUGCCUCCCCGAUUCCAAUGAUGUUGUCCAGGCCAGAAAGGCUUAUGACCUCCAGAGUGACAAUGUGUACAAAUCAGAUCUGGAAUGGCUCCGUGGAUGUGGCUGGAUGCCUGCAGAGUCAGUGGACCAUGUCAAAGUCAGGAAGGCCCAACAAAUCCUCAAUGAUAGGAACUACAAGAAGAAUGCAAAGGAGUGCUUUGGAUUGUUCACUCUGAUCGUGGACCGCCCUGAGCUUGUUUUGGCCAGAGUCAACGCUGCCAACCUCAGUGACCUGAAGUACAAAGAAACCUUCAACGCUGAGAAGGGACACUACAUUGGAGCUGAAGACACUCCCCAACUCGCCCACAGCAGAGAGGUGUCCAAGAACGUCAGCGAGAAAUUAUACAAGAAACACUGGGAUGAGACUAAGGCAACAAGCUACCAGCUCAACCAUGAAUACAUUCCUCUGCUGAGUGGAAAGAAGGGCAGAGAGAUUGCUUCCGAUGUUAAGUACAAGGAUGCUCAUGAGAAGACCAAGGGACACUACAUGGCUGGAACCCUAAUAGACUUCCCUGAUGUGAUGAGGUGUGGAGAGCAGGAGAAGAACAAGGGGCUGAGGUUGUACCAGAAGGACUACCACACGACCAAGACCAAGACCCAUCUGCCUCCGGACAUCAUCGCCAACAAAGUGGCCAAGCGCUGCCAGGACAUGCUCAGUGACGUGCUGUACCGCACGUACCUGCACCAGUGGACCUGCCACCCCGAACAGGAGGAUGCCAUCCGGGCACGCAAGACCAACGAGAUCCUCAGUGAUGUCUAUUACAAGGAUGACCUGAACUGGAUGAAGGGCAUUGGCUGCUAUGUUUGGGACACUCCUGAGAUUAUCCGUGCCAAGAAAGCCUACGAACUGCAGAGCGACCUGAAAUACAGAGAUGAAGCCAAGAAGGAGUUCAACAACUACUCCAUUGUGACAGAUACUCCUGUUUAUGUGACUGCUGUACUGGGACAUACCUGGGCCAGUGAUCUCGCCUACAGAGAGGCCUACCACAAAGAGAAGCAUAUGUACACCACUGUCCUCGACACCUAUGACUACGCAAGAUGCCACAACUUCAAGUACUUCUUCAGCCAGAAAAAUUACACUUCUGCUUGGGACAAAAUCAAAGCCAAGAGCUACCAGAUUCCUAAAGACUCUCAGGCCCUGCAACACGCCAAACAUCAGAAAGUCAUCCUCAGCGGCGUCAAGUACAAGGAGGACUAUGAGAAGUUCAAGUCUCUGUACAGUUUGCCCAAGUGUCUGGAGGAUGAUCCCAACACGGCUCGCUGUGUCAAGACCGGAAAACUUGUCCUGGAUCGUCUGUACAAACACGACUAUGAAAAGACCAAAGCCAAGAACCACAUCCCUCCUGACAUGCUGGAGAUCCUGUCCGCCCGGAAGACUCAGUCCACGGUCAGCGGGAUCCACUACAGGAAGUACCUGCACCAGUGGAUGUGUCUGCCAGAUAUGCAAGUGUUUGGACAGGCCCGCAAGGUCAACGAGCAGCUCAGCGAUAUCUUCUACAAGGAUGAUCUGAACUGGCUGAGGGGCAUUGGUUGCUACGCCUGGGACACUCCUGAGAUCCUGAGAGUGAAAAAUGCAGGCAACCUGCAGAGUGAGUCCAAAUACAGAGCAAAGGGCAUUGAGGCAUUCAAGGAUUACACUGUGGUGACUGACACUCCAACUUAUGAAGUGGCCAAACAAAAUGCUGUCAACCUGAGUGAUCUCCACUACCGGUACGACUACAACACCAAUGUGAAGGGAACCAACACUGCUCCUGCUGUGACCAUUGAGUUACAGAGAGCUCGCUUGGCCAACUACAUCCAGAGCGAAAAACAUUACAAAGAGGCCAACCUGAAGUCAAUGCCUACUGGGUACUCCCUCCCCUAUGACACCCCCAUCCACAAGCAGGUCAAACACAACAGCAUCGUCACCAGCAACUUCAAGUACAAGGCAGCAUAUGAGAUGAUGAAGGCCAAGGCAUACACUCUUCAUCCCGAGGGAGUCAACUUUGUGACGACCAGAAAGGCCAACAAGAUCAUUAAUGAGCGUCUGUACAGGGAGCAGUGGCACAAGACCAAGGACAAGAUCCACAUAACCUACGACACUCCAGAGAUCAAGCAAGUCAAGAUGAACCAGAAUCAUCUCAGCGACUUGUGGUACCAUGAGAAGCACAAUGCCGCUAAGGGUCAGCUGAUCUCUAUGCCCAUCACUCCUCAACUUAUGCACUGUUACCAUGUCAACGAGAUCACCAGCGAUCUGAAAUACAAAGAGGACCUGUCUUGGCUGAGGGGCUUGGGCUGCUUCCUGUACAACACUCCUGAGAUGGUCCACGUUCGCAACAUCAGCAAAUUCAGGGCCAACUACCCGGUGGAGGCCAAGAAGAACCUGCAUAACUUCUCUGUUGUCCUCGACACUCCCGAGUACAAACGCGUCACUGAGCUCAAGACACACAUGAGCAACUUGAUCUACACAUCUCAGAGCAAAAAGGAAAUGGCCAAAGUCUCCACGACUCUGGACUGUGUCGACAUCAAGAGAGCCAAGUGGGCCCAGCAGCUCACCAACAAGUGGCAGUACACCAAUCUGGCUACCAAAGAGAGGGCCUUCUUCACUCCUGAGCUGGAAACUCCAACUAUGGGUCACUGCAGAAAGAUGAAAGUGGUCUACAGUGACAACAAGUACAAAGACCAGUAUGAGAAGAUGAAGCACAGAUACACUGCUAUUGCUGAUACUCCCAUCCUGAUCCGCGCCAAGAAAGCUUACCUGCAGUCCAGCGAUCUUCGUUACAAGGAGAGCUUUGAACUCGCUAAGGGCCACUACAGAACCGUCAAGGAUGCUCUGGACAUUAUCAUUCAUCGCAGAGUCACAGAUGACAUCAGUGAAGUCAAAUACAGGGAGAAGUACAUUAACUCUCUGGGAACCUGGAAGUCCAUCCCUGAUCGCCCCGAGUUCUUCUUCAGCAGAAUUGUCAACGAUAAUGUCAGCAAUGUCAAGUACAAGGAGGACCUGGAUUGGUUGAAGGGCAUUGGCUGCUUCGUGUGGGACACUCCUGAGCUGGUACAGGCCGAGAGGAACAAGGCCCUUUACAGUGAGAGAUUGUACAAAGCUUCCUAUGAGAAGAACAGAGGAAACUUCAAAUACACCUGUGACACACCGUUCUUCGAGGCUGCCAAGAACGCCUCCAUGCUCAUCAAUGACAGGCACUACAGAGCUAAAUAUGAGAAGACCAAAGAUAAGUUCACCAUCACCACAGAUGACCCUAGGUACCAGCUGGCCAGAGAGAACAGCAAGAUGAGCCAGAAAUUAUAUCAAUCCAAAGCAAAGGAGCAUCUCCGAAUUGGCUGCAAUGAGCUGUACAGGCCUGACAUCCUCACAGCCAUGUACAGUACCACUUUGGGCAGUAAGUGGAGGUACAGGGAGCAGUAUGAACGCGCCAAGGACAAGUUCACUUCAGUGCUGGAGACUCCAGAGUAUGAGACCCAUAAACGCAGCAAGAAGAUCAGCGACAUUAUUUACAAAAUGGAGUACAACAAGACCAAGGCUAAGGGCUACACUCUCCCCUAUGACACUCCCUACCAGAACCACAUGAAGAAAGUCAAGGAAAUCACCAGCAGUCUGAAAUACAAAGAGGUGUAUGAAAAAAGCAAAGCCCAGAUCAACAUGGACCCUGAAGCUCAUGAGAUCCGCGCCGCCAAAGAAGCCUACAAGAACAUCAGCAACCUGGAUUAUAAGAAGAAAUACGAAGCCACUAAGAACAAGUGGAUCUGGACUGCAGACAGACCCGACUUUGUCAACGCUGCCAAGAACACUCUGCAACAGAGCGAUGUUGAGUACAAAUAUGAUAAGGAGGCCAUGAAGGGCUGUGUCAUCCCAGUUGUUGAUGACAAGUUAACGAUUUUGUGCAAGAAGAAUGCUGAAAUGGCCAGUGAUGUGAAGUACAAGGAGAAGUAUGAGAAGGCAAAGGGCCACUAUGUCCCAGUCUCUGACACGCCUCAAAUCCUCCACGCCAAGUCCGUGCGCACUCUGGCUUCAGAGAGCAAGUACAAAGAGGCCAGUAAGAAGGAGAUGCAGAGUGGAUCUUUCACCACUCUGGCAGAGACCAGGGACACGCAGCACAGCAGGGAGAUCAACAAACUCAUCAGCGGGAAACUGUAUAAGGAGAAGUUUGAGAAGGAGAAGGGCAAGUCUGAGUACAACAACAUGACUGUUCCACCAGACGUGCAGCACGCCAUGGAUGUGGCCAAGAGCCAGAGCAAUUACUCGUACAAGAAGAAUGCUAAGGCUAACCUGUCCUAUACCACUGUAGUUGACCGUCCUGACAUCAGAAAGGCCACACAGGCUGCCAAACUCAUCAGUCACAUUGGGUACCGGGAUAAGGCUCGGGAGGAGGCAAGCAAAGGAGGCUCUCUGGCCCACCGUCCAGACAUAGCUCUGGCCACUGCAGUGUCCAAGCUGACCAGCCAGGUGAAGUACAAGGAAAAGUUUGACAAGGAGGUGAAAGGAAAGAAGCCGCAAUAUGACCUGAAGGAGGCCAAGAUCUACAAGACUUUGAAGGAUGCCAAUGACCUGGCUAGUGAGGUGAAGUAUAAGGGUGACCUGAAGAAGAUCCACAAACCAGUGACAGACAUGGCCGAGUCUCUGUCCAUGCAGCACAGUCUGAGCACCAGCAAACUCUCCAGCGAUUACCAGUACAAGAAGAAAUUUGAGGCGAGUAAGGGUCACUACCACAUGAUCACCGACACACCCGAACAACUUCACCACAAGGAGGCGUCAGAGCUGCAGAGCAAUGUGAAGUACAAGGAGAAGUAUGAGAAAGAGAAGGGAAAACCAAUGCUGGACUUCGAGACCCCAACUUAUGUGACUGCUAAGGAGGCCCAGCACAUGCAGAGCCAGAAAGACUAUAAGAAGGACUAUGAGGAGUCUAUGAAAGGCAGGAACCUCUCUGGACUGGAAGUUACCCCUGCAAUGUUACACGUACGACACGCCACCAAAAUAGCCAGCGAGAAAGAAUACAGGAAGGAUCUAGAGGAGGGAGUGAAGGGUAAAGGGUUGACUCUAUUGGAGGAAACGCCUGAUCUUUUGAGAGCCAGAAAUGCCACUCAGAUCCUGUCUGAGAGAGAGUACAAGAAGGCCCUGGAGCAGGAGAUCAAAGGCAAAGGCAUGUUGGCUCUCGCUACGGACACCCCCGACUUUAUGAGGGCCAGGAACGCUACCGACAUCCUCAGCCAGACUAAGUACAAGCAGAUUGCAGAGAUGGACAGAGCCAGUUACACCACCGUCAUCGAUACUCCUGACAUCAUCCACGCUCAGCAGAUGAAAAACAUCGUCAGCCAGAAAAAGUACAAGGAGGAGGCUGAGAGGACCAUGUCUCACUAUGUACCUGUGCUGGACACUCCGGAGAUGCAGAGAGUCCGUGAGAACCAGAAGAACUUCAGCACUCUUCAGUACCAGACAGACCUUAAAAACAUAAAAGGCAAAGUGUCUGCUGUGCAGGACACUCCAGAAAUACUACGUGUUAAAGAGAAUACAAAGAAUAUCAGCUCGAUUCAGUACAAAGAGGACUUGGGCGGAGGAACAGCUGUGUCUGAAACACCAGAGAUGGAGAGAGUCAAACGCAACCAACAAAACAUUAGCACGAUUCAGUAUAAGGAAGCACUGGGUCAGGGCACGUCCAUCCCAGAUCUGCCUGAAGUCAAGAGGGUCAAAGAGACACAGAAGAAUAUCAGCUUGAUUCAGUAUAAGGAAGCACUGGGUCAGGGCACGUCCAUCCCAGAUCUGCCUGAAGUCAAGAGGGUCAAAGAAACACAGAAGAAUAUCAGCUUGAUUCAGUAUAAGGAAGCACUGGGUCAGGGCACGUCCAUCCCAGAUCUGCCUGAAGUCAAGAGGGUCAAAGAAACACAGAAGAAUAUCAGCUUGAUUCAGUAUAAGGAAGCACUGGGUCAGGGCACGUCCAUCCCAGAUCUGCCUGAAGUCAAGAGGGUCAAAGAGACACAGAAGAAUAUCAGCUUGAUUCAGUAUAAGGAAGCACUGGGUCAGGGCACGUCCAUCCCAGAUCUGCCUGAAGUCAAGAGGGUCAAAGAGACACAGAAGAAUAUCAGCUUGCAUCAGUACAGAGAAGGUGUGGGCCAAGGCACCUCAGUCCCAGAAACUCCCGAGAUGGAACGGGUCAAACGCAACCAGCAAAAUAUAAGCACGAUCAAAUACAAGGAGAGCGUGGGGCGGGGCAUUGCCAUCCCAGACCUGCCCGAAGUCAAGAGGGUCAAAGAGACUCAGAAGCACAUCAGCUCGGUUUUGUAUAAGGACAGUUCAGUCAAAGGAACCCCAGUCGUGUUCACUCCUGAGAUGGAGAGAGUCAAAAGGAACCAGGAAAACAUUAGCUCGGUUUUGUAUUCGGACAGUUUCCGUAAACAGAUCCAGGGUAAAGCCGCCUUUGUCCUGGACACGCCUGAGAUGAGACGCGUCAGAGAGACACAGCGCAUUAUUUCUGGAGUGAGGUAUCAUGAGGACUUUGAGAAGACCAAAGGCAGUUUCACAUCCACCGCAACGGACCCAGUGAUGGACCGCGUGAAGAAGAACACUCAGGACAUGAGCGACGUGAGCUACAGGGGAAUACAGCGCCGCGUAGUGGAGAUGGAGAGGAGGCGUGCCAUCGAGCAUGACCAGGAGACCAUCACCGAUCUGCGUGUGUGGCGCACCAACCCUGGCUCUGUAUUUGACUAUGACCCUGCUGAGGACAACAUCCAGUCUAGGAGUCUGCACAUGAUGUCAGUUCAAGCCCAGAGGCGCAGUAAGGAGCACUCCCGUUCCACCAGUGCUCUGAGUGGAAUGGCUGAUGAGAAAUCUGAAGUGUCCCAGGACCCAGACCACCACAUGUCCCUGUACAGCAACGGCUUCAUGACCUCCUCUGCUGGUUACCAGCACGCUCGCACCGUGGAGCUGCAGCAGAGAUCUUCUUCUGUGGCCACUCAGCAGACCACUGUGUCCUCUGUGCCCUCCCACCCCUCCACCACUGGAAAAACGGUGCGUGCCAUGUACGACUACACUGCUGCUGACAGCGAUGAGGUUUCCUUCAAAGACGGAGACGUGAUCGUGAACGUUCAGUCCAUUGACGAGGGCUGGAUGUACGGCACAGUACAGAGGAGCGGCAAAACUGGAAUGCUCCCUGCCAACUAUGUGGAAGCCAUUUAAAGACCCCCCAAUACCACCUUCUACACCAGGGGGCACUACAUCCACAUCCUGCUAAUGUCCUCACCAACGUGGCUUAGUGCAAUGUGUAGCUCUUAGAUUAGCUUAGCACUAUUUUAAUGUUUGUUCUGUUUUGUCUGUGCAUCUGUGGGUGUUAUGACCUAUACACUUAUAUAAAUAUGAUAUAAAUAUACUACUGUGUCUACUCUUCUCACCAGCUCGAACCAAAUCGAACUAGAUUCACUCACAUUGUACAUUAAUUAUUGAUAUAUUUCAUUUAUGCAACACCAAAGGCCCUUAAACUGUAAUGACAGAUGACGUGAAAUACUAUGAAACUAUGAGGAUUUAGGAGUUCAGAUUGAAUGAACUGAAGUGAAGCUAAGCCACAGUCUUUCCUCCUGAAGGCUGGUCCAUGAUAAGACUAGAGUGUGUUUUUGAAUGUUUUGGUCGUGGUUUAGGCCUUGAUCAGUAGCUAAUAAAGCACACUACGCUCAAUACUCUGUCUAGUUCUCUUUAUUUACGUUUUAUUUAUAUGUUUGCCACCUGCUUAUCUCCAUGGGAAUGUUAAAGGCCCUAUAUUACACUAAAUUGACUUUUGUGAGCUUUAAAUCAUGCUAGAAUAUUGUUA
This is a messenger RNA of Boleophthalmus pectinirostris (great blue-spotted mudskipper), 19928 nucleotides long. RefSeq names its product nebulin (gene neb). The record is from RefSeq and is a predicted model, not a curated record. The transcript is spliced from 141 exons. Gene Ontology annotation, cellular component: Z disc. Gene Ontology annotation, molecular function: actin filament binding. Gene Ontology annotation, biological process: cardiac muscle thin filament assembly. NCBI's taxonomy places the organism in Eukaryota, Metazoa, Chordata, Actinopteri, Gobiiformes, Gobiidae. Bases 29 to 19303 code for a protein of 6424 amino acids.